AGAAGCACACUUUCAACGUGCACUAUUAAGGGCCCUAGAAAUCUGUUUUACGAAGUGAUAUAAAAUAUGGAUUCGGCGUCGACCAGCUCUAAACUCAUCUAUAAAAUGUCUAAUGAGGAUAUCACAAAGCUGAUACAGCUGCGAUCGAGCAACUCGGCGCUUUUUGACGGGAGGAAAAAUUCGUCUAAAACAGCCUGGAGUGCAAUACUCAGAGAAAUGGGGCUUGAGGAAAAGAUGACAACUGAGCAGAUUGCCAAAAAGUGGGAAAACCUGAAGGCAAGAUAUAAGGAUGCAAAAUAUCCUCCCACCGGUGUGGAGAAGAACCCCACCUGCUGGAAAUGGUUCAAUCUCAUGGACGAUGCUCUGGGUGAAGAGUUUGAUGAAAAGAUCAGCCAGCAAGUGAUCACAUCAGAAGCUGACAAUGAUAAUGCACCUCAUCCAAGUAAGCGGCUACGCCAGAUUAAAGUCGGAGGGGAAAUACUAGAAUUCCUGGAAGAGGAAGGAACUUUGGUGAACGUGCCCCCGGCCUCCAGUCCGCAUCUGGUUAAGCGGGGAAGACAAAAAGGCAAGCAGACGACAGAAAGUCACUCGCUGGACAUCAUGAGAACCAAACUUCGAAGAGAAAGACAGCUUCUAGAAAAGGAGCUUGGAGGCCUGGACAGAGAAAAAGCCCUUCUAGAGCGGGAAAGGGCCCUUGCCGAUCGGGAAAGAGCAGCGCUUCAGCGGGACAGAGCCCAGGUAGAGAAGGACAAAGCUGCAGUUAACAGAGACAAGGCGUCUUUGGAACAGGACAGAGCCCGACUGCAGAAAGACAGAGAAGUUUUGGCUAGGGACAGAGCGGCCCUUGAAAGAGACAGAAGGUCGGCGCAUAUCACUAAUCACGUGAAAAGCAGUUUAGGAUGCAAUGGGCUGGACUGUCCUCACGAAAAAAACAGAGAAAGAUUAAUAUUCUUACUUGAAAAGGUGAUUGAAAAAAUUUGAAGCAGGUCUGAGAUGGGGGCAAACCUCAGGGAAAAACUGCGAUGAGUUAUUGGGAUUAUCUGAACAAUCCUUGGGUUGUUGACUGAAGAUACAUUAUGUACACAGUCUAGAAUGGAUUCCACAUACAUUGAUAGGGUGCACAAGCUAAAUAUUUUUGAGAUUUUUUUAUUGAUUUGUAAAUGUUGAAAGAAACAUGGAGUGUGAUGAUGCUUUAUUUCUGAAACAAUGUAAAAUAACAGUGUCUGGAGGUAAAGUAUACCAUACGUGCCACACAAUGAAUGUCAAAAGAAGAUUCAUGGUCCACCUUGUUGUCAUUCAGAAACUGUUCAAAUGUAGCUGAAAAGUAUAAAAAGCUGUUUAAUGACAGGUCUAUUGUAGAGAC
This is a messenger RNA of Sinocyclocheilus rhinocerous, 1363 nucleotides long. RefSeq lists its product as uncharacterized. Gene Ontology annotation, cellular component: cytoskeleton. Bases 67 to 981 code for a protein of 304 amino acids. Lineage: Eukaryota; Metazoa; Chordata; Actinopteri; Cypriniformes; Cyprinidae. The record is from RefSeq and is a predicted model, not a curated record. The transcript has 4 exons.